AAAAAGGCAUGCUCUAAGAAAUUUCUCAAGCUAGAAAUCCAUACAGGGGUGAUCUAGAGGAAUUUCAUUCUACCACAAUGGAGAAAAAAGGUAUUCUUCUCUUCUUGAAUGUCACCUUCCUGGUUCUGGUCGGAAUUCAAGGUGCCCUAAUAAUGAAGAGCGGACGCUGUGUCUGCAUUGACAGUACCAAAGCGAUGAUCCACUUACGGUUCUUAAAGGACAUUAAACAAUACGCCCCAAGCCCUUUCUGUGAGAAAACUGAAAUCAUUGCUACAAUGAAGAAUGGGGAUCAAGCAUGUCUAAACCCAGAUUCAGCAAAUGUGAAGAAAUUGAUUAAAGAUUGGGAGAAAAAGGUCAACCAAAAGAAAAAGCAAAGGAAAGGGAAAAAACGUCAAAAAGGCAAGAAAUUCCUGAAAGUUAAAAAAUCUCAACGUCCUCAUCAAAAGAAGACUACCUAAGAGACCUCUUUUACCAACAAGUAUUUUGUGUUAAUGCUUUUUAAAAUUACACAAAAAUAAUUCCUAACAGGGAUGGCAUCUAAUACAUAGGCUUGUGGUUUUGACCAGAAAAUUUUCAAGUAUUAUUUUGAAAUUGUGAAUAAAGUUAGAAAAUGCUAUUAACAUCCAAA
Messenger RNA from Tupaia belangeri chinensis (Chinese tree shrew), 628 nucleotides. RefSeq names its product C-X-C motif chemokine ligand 9 (gene CXCL9). Gene Ontology annotation, molecular function: chemokine activity. The transcript has 4 exons. Gene Ontology annotation, biological process: defense response; immune response; chemotaxis. Bases 78 to 458 code for a protein of 126 amino acids. NCBI's taxonomy places the organism in Eukaryota, Metazoa, Chordata, Mammalia, Scandentia, Tupaiidae. The record is from RefSeq and is a predicted model, not a curated record. Gene Ontology annotation, cellular component: extracellular region.